CUUCGAAGUUUUUGGAAGUACUACAAAAAUAAACUACUAUCUGAUGCUGAAACAUGCAAUGUAGGUGUGAGCCUGCAAUGGUAUUAACAAAGGAUGAACCUGAACACAUUCUGUAGGAAAAAGACAACAAAAAGAGAGAGAAGGCCUGACUGAAAAAAUUGUAGUUGUCAAGACGACAUAUCAGAGUAACGUAACAGUGGGGGCGUGGCUCCACGGAGCCCAGGAUGGGCCAAGCUACUUCAUUCAGCGAAGAAGAUUGUAGAAAAGAGGUGAGUGGCGAGAGAUCGUUCUUACCUAUUGAAGUGAGAUCUAGGCGAAUGCGAAUCCGAAGAGCUGCCCACGAUGAUCACAAAAAUGAACGCCGUUUUCGUCUUCUAAAAUUACCGAAACGGCCCGGCAGCGCUGAGGUCUCCCACAAGAAGCCUUCAGGGUGCCUGCAGCAAGCUUUUAAGCGUACGACAUUGCUGGCUGCGGCUCCUGUUGUGCUUUUGUCUGAAGACCAUCUGGAGAAGAAACCGCACCUACAAGAUGAGUCUUUGGGUCAGACCAGUGGCGUGGACGUCCCAGAAAAUUGUACGACGUGUCCUCCGACUGCCCCCACUGAGAAGUCCAGUGGGUCAUUGGGGUUAAACCUACCAUCAGAUCGGACAGCUGAAGACCCCCAGAAACUAUCUAGCAACUCCGAGGAAGAUCAUGUCUCUGCUUUGGCGGCGAUGACUUUGGACAGCCUUGCUGGGUCUGCCACAGGACAGCGGGAGCCUGACGGGAACGAAACGCUGUGUACGAACAUGGAUUUAAGUUUAGCAACAGUUGGUCUAUCGAAGGAUGGACUUAGACAGGAUACCAGCACUUUAUGCGUACAGGUACAACAGAAAGAGGGCAAGGAACUGCGAGGCGCUAGUCGUGAUGUUUCUGAGGGCCAGCAAUUUUCGGUACCCAUUCCCCGCCUCAUCGUGACACGGGAACCAAGUCCAUGUCGUGGCAGUGAGACUGGAGAGCAGUCAAAUGAGUUGUGGACCAAAUCUCGAGGGGGGGACGAAGAGUCGCCGUGCUCUGACAGUGGAUGUGGGGGGUCCCCGUCUCCAUCCUUAGUGCUGCGCAAACUGUCAAGCUCGUCUUCAGCAGGUCUCUCCUCUGCAUCAUCAUUUGAAGAAUCGGAGGAUGAUUUCACAGGUAGCGACGCGGAACCCUAUGGGCAAAGUGGAAACAUGUUGGGGAGUCCACCUGUAGAUGAUGGUUCUGGGAACAAAUCGUGGAAAAAGCUAAAAACAAUGGUGCACUGGUCUCCAUUUGUUGUGUCCUUCAAGAAGCGUUACCCUUGGGUCCAGCUGACAGGACAUGCAGGAAACUUUAAGGCAGGAGAUUAUGGCAAAAUUCUGAAGAAGUUCUGUGAAUGUGAGAGGCAAUGUCUAGAACUGUUGAUGAAGGACAGUCUGUGCUCAUAUGUGCCAGCCUAUUAUGGAGUUGUGGAACGGGAGGGUGAGCCCUAUAAUCAAAUGGAGGAUCUGCUUGCGGAGUUCGACUCUCCCUCUAUUAUGGACUGUAAGAUGGGAAUAAGGACGUACUUAGAAGAGGAACUGGUAAAAGCCAGGGAGAAGCCAAAGCUGAGGAAGGACAUGUACGAAAAGAUGAUAGCGGUAGAUCCUGGUGCACCCACAGAGGAAGAGCAUACGCAGAAAGCAGUACUGAAGCCACGCUACAUGCAGUGGAGGGAAACACUGAGUUCUACAGCAACAAUGGGUUUUAGAAUAGAGGGGAUAAAGAAAGCGGAUGGUACCUGCAAUACAAAUUUUAAGAAAACAAAGCAGAAAGAACAAGUAAUGCAAGCUCUAGAAGACUUUGUAGAUGGGAACAGCAAUGUCUUGAAAAAUUACUUAUCAAGACUAAAAGAUCUACGGACCGCAUUAGAAAAGUCAGACUUCUUCAAGGCACAUGAGGUUAUCGGAAACUCACUACUCUUUGUUCAUGACAAAACAGAACAGGCAAAGGUCUGGAUGAUAGACUUUGGAAAGACAGUCAAGCUGCAUGAUGAACAGACUCUAAACCACAGGAUCCCUUGGGUGGAGGGCAACCGAGAAGAUGGCUAUUUGUGGGGGCUUGAUAAUCUUAUUGAUAUCAUCUCAGACAUGGUGAAGGAAUGACAGUUGCCAUGCUGUUUUGGAAGCAUGCCUUUGAAGUAACAUUUUGUCCUGCAGCUCCAGUUACACAUUGUUUACCAUUUGUAUGACUUAAUAGUGGAGCUGGUGUGACCUGAACAAGGAACCCUGGAUCUUGCUUUCUUCUGUGCCUGGAGAAUAUUAAGCAUUCCAAAAAGCAAGUUUGUUUUCUUUAAUUUCAGGAGGCUGCAACUAAUCAAAUGUAUCACAAAGUGUAUUUUAUCAGACAUUUUACAAUGUCUAUCAUCUUCCUAAACUUUAUGAAGAAUGUUAUGGGCUACUUCAAAGCCAUCUCUUCAGCAGAAGACUAGAGCACCAUAUAAUGUAAAAAUACCUGACCAUCAAUCACAUGUGGCCUUAAAUGGACGUGAGUGACUGGGACACCAGUCCUUAUUUUUGUAUAAUGUAUAAGAUAACACUGGAAAACUGUACAGAUAUUUUUGUUAAGUUAUACAUGACUGUGCCUUCUCAAGUCCUUUAUACUAUGCUUGGUCUGCUCUGCACAGAAGUGAAUCAGAGAGAUUGCUGUGAAUGUUCUAGAAAAGGGCAUGGCCUACUGUUGUUUGGUUGUUUCCUGUUUUAAUUGAAGGCCACAGGCAAAUCAACAGUAGUUAACUUGUUCUUUCUGCCACACGGUGGUUUAAAUCUACAAGCUUUCAUACAUUUAGGGGAAAGCUAAAGGCAUUUCACAAUACAUAUGUAGAUUAUAAUGUAAGAUAGUAAUGCUUUACAGAAUGUUGGUGUUAUAAGGGGGUCUUCCCUCAAGAGCUUAUUUUAUUCUUUUAACCAGAUUUUAAGCUUUUAUUACCCAUAGUGCUUUACAUAAGAAAACAUGGAAGUAUGUGGAAAUUGAAAGAUGUUCUUCCUUUUGCACGUAGUCCUUGUAAAGGUAUAUUACAUAAUCAGCAACUCUCAGUUUUUAAUUAAUGGUGCAUUACAUUGAGUUAUCAAUUAUCAACGUUUUGUUUUAAAAAUUCUCCCCUGAUUUAAGUGCAGGACAUCUUUAUGGUUUCCACAGUAUUUGAUCAUAACUGGGUGACAGAAGAGGGAAAUUCAUAUUUUCCUCAUAAGGUGAUGAUUUGCAGUUACAAUAUAGAAGUAUGUAAGGUGAGCUACAUGGGGUGUCAGGUGUGGGGGCAGGGCUUUACCCUUCAGAAAAAGAUUUUGUUUUCCACAACAGCUAAAAGUGUUUUGUUGAAUGGUUUACCUUAAAGCAGCAGUCAGUGUUUGUUUUGUUAAAUGGUGUCAGAUCAAAUUGCAGUGCUUGAUUAUUUUAGCAGAAUUGUUACAAUGUUCAUUUUUUAACAAACUAGGCACACUACUUUUUUGCCAUAGUCCUUACUUGCAAAGGUUUUUUUUUUCUUCCCUUAAAUCCCUUCCAUUGGAGGUACAACUAACAAAAAGAAGUCACAGCAAAAUGACGUUUGGAUCCUCUGCUCUGGUUAAACUGCACUUGAACAUAUUAAGCAAAGCAACAUAAAACUGGUCCUCAUUUGGUAUCACAGAAGACAGAACUGUUUUGUCACUUAGUCUUCAUAUUUAGACUAAUUUGGUAGCCUGCCUUGAAAUGUGUGUGAUACUUUUAUAGGGACCAGACUAAUUGAAAGAUAAAUGUGGGCUGUUUGCUAGGUAAUGUACUGGUUUCAGCAGUUGUAAUUUUUCUACAGGUAAAACUAUAAUUUAAAUCUUUUCUUGAAACUUGAGAAUGGGAAAUUUUAAAUCGUACUAUAUUUUUAUAUCCAUUCCACUGGCAACAAAUAGCACUUAAAAGUGUUUAUCAGAUAAAAAGAACAGAGAGGCAGAAUUGCAGUCUAGUCUUAAAAAUAUAAACUUGAUACACAAACAUGAUUGGAAAAAAUGCAUUUUGACAGUACUGUAUUAUUUGAACAAAAUAAGGUGACAAAAGUGCCUGUAAUCAAAGGGCUUCCAGAAUAACUUGUUAAAAGAGCAAACACAUUCCUUUUGCGUAACUCGUAUGUUUUUCAUUUCUUCUGUUCACGUUAUGUUUCAUAAACAGUUUCAGGCUACCAAACUAUUUCAUCCAUAAUAAAUCACAAAGUUUUGUUUAACAAAGUAAUAUCUUUUAUCUCGAGCUUCAUUGCUGAUAUAGAGUUGUAGCUAGGGAAUUUUGCAUCAAAGCUAGAAGAAGCCAGACGUAAUUGCUUAUUUGCAAGGUUUCCUUGCUGUAGAAACGUAGUUGUAAGAGCAGAUAGCUACAGUUUCCUUUGUUCCUUUGCACAAUAAAAAAGACUGUAAGUUGUCAUUCUGAUUUAAAAGUUGUCAACCAUAAAUGAAAGCAGUUUUUAAAGGUUUACUGUUUCUGCCAUGAUGUAGUUUGAGACUAGUCUUUAAAGAAUUUGAUUUGGGCAGCACUGUUUAAAGCCUUUGUCCCCCAGUAGCUUAAUUUCUGUGCUCUCCUCUACCCCCCCUAAAGCCCCCAAACCCCUUUGUUUCUCUGAUGUAGAAUAUUUCACAGCUGAAAAUGUGUUGCGGUGGAUACUAACAGAAGUCUUUUGCCACUUCCCAGACUAGUGUUUCACAUUCGUGGCAUCCCCUGCAAAUCAGAAAAAUUUUUGUGGGUACCUGUACCCUGAUUAGGUGUGAUCUUUUGGAAACUACUUCAUGGUUACUGCUGGUAUAUCUUUUUGAAUACCAUUUUUUUCUGAUUCAUUUGCAAGUUGUGUAAACAGAAGGUAAAGAAUGUGUCACGUCAUGGAUACCAGAUGAUGCAGUGUAAGAACUUCUCUUUUCCCCUGCCCCAAUAAGUGGGGAAUAAAAUCUGAAAGUGUGAAAGGCCUGUAUCUGGUAAAGUGCCUGCUAAGCUCUUUAUAAGCUUUCCCUAUGUGUUUUUGAUUAUGAUGGGCCAUGUAGCAAUAAUCUGCUUUCUAUAUUUCUUUUUGUUGUCUUAAUUGUUAGUUAUUACUUCAAAUGUAUUUCAGAAAGUAUAUCUAAAAAUGUAGGCUUACAUUUUUUGAGACAUAUUUGCCCAGGAAAGUGCAGCUUAGGUUUUACUUGUAUUUAUUUUUAUUUAUUAUUUUAUCCAUACUUUCCUGGAUGUUGUUACAAAUGCCUACACCUCAGUAUCUAUCCCUGAUAUUGUUACAUAUGCCUACACCUCAGUAUCUCUCCCUGCCAUCAUUACAUAUGCCUACACCUCAGUAUCUCACCCUGCUAUCGUUUAACAUAUGCCUACACCUCAGUAUCUCUCCCUGCUAUUGUUACAUAUACCUACACCUCACCAUCUCUCUCUGCUAUAAUUUAGCAUAUGCCUACACCUCAGUAUCUCUCCCUGCUAUCAUUUAACAUAUGCCUACUCCUCAGUAUCUCACCCUGCUAUCGUUUAACAUAUGCCUACACCUCAGUAUCUCUCCCUGCUAUUGUUACAUGUGCCUACACCUCACCAUCUCUCUCUGCUUUCAUUUACCAUAUGCCUACACCUCACCAUCUCUCCCUGCUAUCGUUUAACAUAUGCCUACACCUCAGUAUCUCUCCCUGCUAUCAUUUAACAUAUGCCUACACCUCAGUAUCUCUCCCUGCUAUUGUUACAUAUGCCUACACCUCACCAUCUCUCCCUAUCAUUUAGCAUAUGCCUACACCUCAGUAUCUCACCCUGCUAUCGUUUAACAUAUGCCUACACCUCAGUAUCUCUCCCUGCUGUCAUUACACAUGCCCACACCUCAGUAUCUCUUCUGGCUGCCAUGAUCUUCUAACCUUGUUGGAAUGGUAACAUGCAGAGCUCCCUGAUGGUAUUGUCACUGGAGCAUGUGUUUAUUGUCCUUGAGCGUGGUAAGCGUCCAGCAGCUGUUGUUUGAAAGACAAUGGCCUCAGUUCAGGUUGCUUUAGGCCAUAUAUGGGGCUUGAGAGCAUGGGAUCCUCUCCUAUGGCAAGCUAGACCUCUUUUUCCACUUGUAAUAUUUUGAGUAAAUGAAUGGUCAGCUUUACCAGUAGUUUUUGUGCAUUCUUUUGUGUAGUUAUGGGCUGCCUGCUUAUUGAUACCCUUAUGUUAGCACUAAUAAUUUACUGCAGCCAUGACAUUCAGUAGAAGCGGUUUUAUCACAAAGCUGUUCCUGUGACAUGCCUUAGGAGAAGCAGAGUUUUUACUGGAGCAUUUGUUUUUCCUUCCUGUCUAAAAUUUUUAACCUCAGUCUUGUUACCCAAACCACAUUACCCAGCAUUUACAAUAAUAUAUUCGUCUGUGUCACUGGGAAGGCCCUGGUUCUUGUGUUUGGUAGAGACCUUUAUAUAUUUGCUUGUCUGUCAAAUGUGUAAAGGACAUGGGAAAUGAAAAGGACAGAAAUGUCUCACAUUUGCAUGGCUGUCAAGUUUUGAAUGUCUGAUAUAUUUUUUUUACUUUCUAGGGUACACUGUGCCUCUGAAAACCCUUUAGGGCAAUAAAUGCCUUUGGCUUUGUAGUUCUGUCAGCCAGCAUAACAGCACAUGUUGCUGCUUUUUCAUGGAGUCAUUUCACAGUAUUUCUUGACCUUAAGUGUGUGGGUCCCUUCCACAGAAAUUCGUUGUGUCGCUGCUGCCACAAGUGUUAAAAUCUGCAUGCUCAUUCUCUCCGAGAAUGUAAGCAAAUUUGCUUCCCAGUAUUUUUAUCCAUCAGUAUUCAUAUUCUGUCCUUUUAAAAAACAGGAUAUUGUUGCCUUUUCAUGUUAGGAAUAGACAUUAUCUGUAGUGCUGAUGUUUUUGUGGUGUUUGAAGCUAAUGCACUGCUGUCUGGACUCAGCAGAGUCAGAGGACAGUUAGGUGCACAAUAAUACACUUGCAAUUGGUAGGUACCAUCUAGAGCUUUAUGUCAAACCUGUAUGUAACUUCAAGUCUUAAACUAGACCUCUUAAAUUUAUGUAAUAAUAUACGGAUUUAUGUUUUAACCUGCUAGUAAAUUGGUUUCAUUAGACCUUGUUCCUUCUUGUAAGUACAGGUUUAUCAGUGUUCUUUUUGUUUCAUUUUCUUUGUGAGGAACAGUGAAGCAAUUAGAUGCAAGUCAAGCUCUGCAUUUAAGUUUUAGCUGUUCAGUUUUCUUACUUAUGGUCCGAUUUCAUUUAGACAUUUUAAAUGCAUGUUAGAGGUGGGGGGGGGGGGUUAAAAUGAAGUUUUGCCUGCAUGUGAACCUGUACCAGUCCAGUCAAAUGGGUGAUUCUUAAAUAUUCUUUUGUGUUCCAUCAGUUGAGGAAAACUUAACAUGAUUCCAUUAUGUUUCUUCCUCUGCGGUUGUAAUUUUUAAUGCAAGGAUUAUAGUGUAUUAAUGAAGAAUAACAUCCCUUUAUUGUUUUCUUUAAAAUAUGUACACAUUCCUGAUCAUGACUAUUUAAGGAGUUGUAUAACCAAAACAUUUAAGGUCGCACUAGAAUCAUGAGCAGUAAAACAAUUUAAGCAUCUUUUGACAUUUUCAUUCAUGGGGAAUGUGUAUCUCAUGGUCUGGACAUUGAAGACAGUUGUACAGUAGCCCUUGGAGACAAAGAUGUUCACCAUUUCCAGGCUUUACUAGAAUUUGCCGGGAAAGAAAAAUGCGUCUCAACUUAUGAAGGCAGAGUAAUCAGAUUCCUCUGAUUCAUUUCCUCAGGUUGCAUUUCUGUAGUAUACUUGAUUGCUUGUGACAGGAAGAGAAUUUUUCGCUUAGAAUGUGCUUGUUGGUUUCUUUAGGCGGGUUGAUGGAAAUGUUGACUGGGUGACCCCGUGAGCAGCUAGAGAUGAAAGUGUAUACUAACCAUUCUAGUGAUUUUUGUUUGUCCAAUGUAUAUGGAUUUGAAAAGUUUGAGGCAAUGUAGAAUGCAGAAAGUGGAAAAAAAAGGGACUUAACACAGUUUCUUUUUAGCUUGAGAGCAGGUUUACUAGACUGACGUAGGAUUUUGUAUUAAAUAUGUUCAGGUAAUGCUGUUUUGCAUAAGAAGAUAUACAAAGAAAAUGUUUAAAAGAGAUGCAAAUGCUUCUGUGCCUUUUAAUAUACUAAUCUACAGAAAAUGUUUUUACUCAACUCUUGUGUUCUGGACAGCAUUGUUGACUCAGAGCUGGGCAGUGCCAUCUUGAGUCAUUCCAGAGAUGAACAAAUCAGGAAACAUGUACAUUAAAGUAAUGUAUACACACACACACACACACACACACACACACACACACACACACACACAAAAAAAGAAUGCAUUGCUCCUGACAAAGUUAUUGCUACAUAACCUUACUGGAACACCGGACUGAACAUUUGUUUAGCAUUACUGGCAUCUUUCUUAUAGAAAUGUAAUCUUAGCAUAACCCAUUUCCAUCUCUUUGUUGCUUCACAAUCCUUGCUCGACUAGCAUGUAUUUAAAAAGUCCGGCCUUUUGCACUCAAAUGGCAUUGUCUGUUGUCUUGUACAGUGGAAAAGGUCAUUUAAAAACAGUGGAAAAGGUAAUUUAAAAACAGUCAGCCUUUACAGCAUGGUGCCAUGUGAGGAAGUUACAUGCUUGAACAUGUACUGACUCUGAAGGGCACACUUCAUUUUCCAUAUAGUUUUAACUAAUAGUUGUAUUUUAAUACUUGUUUUUCAAAGGUUGCACACACACUCGGAACUUCCAUACCUUUGUGUGACCUUUCAAAGCUCUGUGUUAGGCCCAUCUUUGAAGGGAACCUGAAUGGCAUGAUGGUGCUUCUUGAUCGUCCAUUGAGACAUUUGGUUGUCUGUUAGACCAAGGCAACCAGUAGUGCCUUUUCCCCAUUUAUAUGUUGGUGAUAUUGCAUUUAUCCUUUACUUAUAUAGGGAGAUACUUCAUCUUCCAUACUCCCGUCUGCCUCUCAUUUAGGGUUUAUAUCCAGAUAGGUCGACAUCCCCAUUUGCGGUGUUUGUUGUAGCAGUGGCAUGACUACCACGAUUCCUUUGCAAUGCUGUUCUGUAAAGUUCUCAGUUUGGAGACUUUCUUACAUAAGUUGUCCACAUUGGUGAUGUUACCCUUCAUUUUCCAGUACAUUUGCUCAUUUCCUAAUUUGUUUUUUUUUUUUUUGCAGUUUUUGAGGUUAAAACUUGUAGCAUUAUGUAACAUUUAUUCUCUCUUUCUCUACUCUCCUAAUUGUUUUGGGGUGAGGAGUCAGAGGUAUGUGGCUAUUCCUGUUUUAGCUUCACCGAAUCAUUGUCUGUAACUUAGGGUCAUUUGCAAAUGUCAACUGUCAUGUCUGUGGGCCUGCAUCAUUUCCAAUGGAUCACGUUUUGCAGUGUGCUUUUUCACUUGCUCAGCCAUGUGUGAACCCUAUCUGGUGCAAUGGAUCCCAGACUCUCCUCAUACAUGCAUGCAGUUGGCAAGCAGCAUCUCAGAGACUGAAAGUAACAAUGUAUGAAGUUUGUGCAAAGCCUGUUAAACCUACCUUUAUCCACACCACUGUGCUACAUUAAAUGUAAUCGUAGCAUAACCCAUUUCCAUCUCUUUGUUGCUUCACAAUCCUUGCUCGACUAGGUAUGUUUACAAAAAAACAGAAUCCAAUAUGAGCAAAUGGCUUUUUCUUCCACAGACUGCUCCAUAGCAAUGUUUUUUUUUUCAGUUUGUAACACAUAGAACAGUGACAAAAGGCAAACUGAAAAUGAAGGGCUUCUGCUUUUACACAUCUAAAGUACAAAACAGGGGCUAGAACUUCUACUCCUCCUUUUUUCCUACUGGAAUGAACUCCCUUUCUUGAUAAGGUCAAUAAAUAAUGCAGAUGAUUUCAAAACUCACUAAAUAUCUAUAUAACAUCUAAAAUGAAACAAGCCUAGAUAAUAUUCAGAAUUCACAGAUCUAGGACACAAAUCACAGAAUGGGCUUUCAUUUUUACUGCUACUAAUAUUACAUUUUUUUCUUAAGCUUUGAUUAUUUUUGGAUCUGAGGAUAUUAUUCCCAUGUUUAGAGUCGGCACUACAAAAAGCACUCAUAUCAACUCGUGGAUUAUAAUCUCAGCAAGUGCCAGUACCAUGAAUUCAUAUCACUGAAAACCACUUUCACUGUACUGCAGGGAGUAGGAAAUUUGCCCUUUCUCCACUGUGAUAUGAUCUUGUAGUUGGUAUAUACAUUUAGCAGGGGGUAUGGGGGCUGGGGAGGUGACUUGGACUUGCCUGUCUGCAAACAUUUUUUCUUUUGUUUUUUUUCAAUCUUUAGAGGUUUGUUUUGAGUUUUGGUGUUAUUACAUUUUGCUGAAGUGUCAUACAUCCAUGUAUGUGUGUGUAAUAUAGACUCCAUGGUCACACAACAGUGGGGAAAAGGACAUCCUCUGUGAUCAUUGAAAGUUGUUUUCAGCAACAAGACUUCAUUGUAUCAGCAGUUACUGAGAUCAUCAUCAGCAAGUCGACUGGCUGCCAUACAGAAGUUACAUUUCUUUCAUUUAUUCAUGACAGUGCCAGAUUCAUGCAGUUCAUUUAACCCAUAGGCAAAGUUUCAUACGCAGUGCUCUUACCAAUGUUUGUAUUUGGAGGCACACUGUAACUAAUGCAGAAUACGGUUCUGCUAUUAAUUACUUUGUACUAAGUAUAAUGCUGUUGUGUGUCAUGCAUUUGUAUAGGUUUCAGUUGUAUGAUGUUGAUGGCAGUUGUACAUAUUUAUGCAUCAUAUUCUUGUAAAUUCCUAAAUCUAAACCUUUACUACCACAUGAUGUUGUGAUUUAAUUGUGUUCAGUACAUCUGCCAUAUAAAUUUUGUUGAUGGAGCUUUUGUCCCUGGAGAGUGAUUGAGAUUCAUACCAUGUUAAGCACUGUAGUAGCAUGUAGUUUUUCUAGUAUCAAACAAACAGCCUUUGUCUAGCAGCCCUAUUUUUAUGUUAUUGUACCUUUUAUAGUGCAUACUUCUUUGACAGAUGAGCUUAAAAUACUGGAAGAACAUUCAGCUGUGUUUGAUACCUGUUCAUUUGUUGUAGAACUGAAAAUUAAUAUGUCAUAACGAUGUUGUUGGUACUUUUUGUCCUGACAGUGAAAACAGUAUUUUCUUAUGGACUGGAGAAUUUUACCCCUUUAAGCAAGAUGUGGGGAAGUGGCAUUCCAUACCUUAUAAACUUUAUAUGCAAGGCAAGGCCAUGCCAUGCUUAUAGAACAGGGGCAAUUAAGAAGAAAGGUUUCUGUGGUGGCUCACACAUUUAUUUAUUCCAUCAUGCAACAUAUGAAAUGAUGGUGUUUUCUUAUGAUGAGGUUUGUUUACAGGAUUAGAGAAUCUUUCCAUAGCCAGGCAUGAGUUAUGCAAGCAGCUUUACAUCUUGCUACAGUUGGCUCAGCCCUGCCAUUUUCUGAAGACUUGCACAAUCAUUCACACACUUUAUUUGCUCAUAUAUUGUAGUGACUGGCCAUUGAGGUGGUUGAUGGUGGUCGGGAGGUGCCUUUCUCCAUCUGACAUCUCCAAGCCCUCCAAGACACACACACACACACACACACACACACACACACACACACACACACACACACACACACACACACACACAACAUGUCAUGAUACCUUGAAGAAGUUAACAUAUUUUUUUGACAGCCAUCAUAUCCGUUUGUUUCCCUUCAGUUUACAUAAUGUUAUCACAGUGUGUGUGUGUGUGUUACGUUGCACAGCUUUUAUUAACUUCCCUAGAAUGUAAAGAAAUUAGAGAGCUUAUAUUUGCCAUCAUUUCCUUUGUUAUUGUAUUUAUAAACUUUCAGGCUGCAGUGAUCCAAAAGUCUUGAUGAUGUUGCAUUUCUAUUUAGCUUAAAAGAGAUCAUUACAUUGAAGAAAAGUGAUCUCCGCUUUCAUGAUUCUAGAACAAUAUUGUGUAAAAUAGCAGCAAUAAAAGUGAAAAGAUGGAGUUGAGUGUUCACAAAAGUCAUUUGUCUUGGUAUGUUUAACAGUGAGUCAUAAGGUUUCUUUUAGAGAAAUAAUUUUCUGUAUAGCUUUCAACGGAAACGUUUUUCUGAAGCACAAAGGUAGCAGGCCAGAGAGCAUAAGUACUGGCAUGGUUUAGUUUUCAUAUGGUGGAAUGUCACUAGUUAUACUUGCACAUAUAUAUUUAGCAACAGAGGCAUUUGAAUGGUGUUUUGAAAUAUUCUAAGACUGUGUGCCCAAAGCAACUUUUUGUUUUUGUCACAAAUAGUAAAAUGCCUUCCAAACUUACCUAGAGUGAAUACAAAUCUUCCCCACACUGAAAAUUACAUGCAGUUCAUGUCCAAAAUAUUACACUUUUUAUGAAUUGAAACCUUUCCUUUGCCGUGCUCCAUAUAAUUACUUUACUCUUGCUUUGGUUUCUGCUUUGAAAGUACUCUGGCAUUUGUAAAUACAGUUAAAGUGAAAAGUCAGGCUACGUGCUUAUGUUGUUUUUAUAUGGAGUGUAAGUACUGAUGCUUAACUGCAGAGAUGAGGUCUUUAUACCCUUCAGACAUUCACUUAAGCAAAGCAUGACCACCUUUGAUAAGUUGUAUCUCAAGUGCUUUCUGAUUAGAAUGUUUCACUAUAGUUAAAACAUAAAAGUUUCCAUCAUGUAUUUAACUUUGGGCUUAUUCAUUAUUUUCAGAGGUGAAGGAGGUUUAGUAAAGCAAAUAUGUGCACUGCAUGAUGCAGAAACCUAAAUAGCUUCUCAGUGUCACAGUUCCAGUACUACUAACUGAGGUGGUAUGCCAUGUAGAAAAUGACCAUGGUUCUUAAGAUAAUGUACCAUUAAGUCUCGAAUGUACAGAAUGCUGUUUACAGGGCUGUAUUAAAUUGCCUUUUUGUUAUUGUACUCUUGUUAUGCCUAUUUAUAAAAAAAUCUGGAGAGAUACUGGAAUAUGCAUGGGUUAUUCCUUCUAUAUUUAUAUAUGUAAUGUACUGAUUGUACUAUAUGGAUAAUUUGCAUAAGCCUUUUAUCCUGAGUCAACAGAAAUAAAUCAUGCCUCUAACCGGGGCUUUGUAAUUUAA
Molecule: messenger RNA, 12987 nt
Organism: Protopterus annectens (West African lungfish)
Lineage: Eukaryota; Metazoa; Chordata; Ceratodontiformes; Protopteridae
Gene: ITPKC
Product: inositol-trisphosphate 3-kinase C
Exons: 7
Coding region: 225-2141 (638 amino acids)
Biological process (GO): inositol phosphate biosynthetic process
Cellular component (GO): cytoplasm; nucleus
Molecular function (GO): inositol tetrakisphosphate kinase activity; inositol-1,4,5-trisphosphate 3-kinase activity
Source: RefSeq, a predicted model, not a curated record